CUGCGCAAGCAAUAGGUUCUUUUCUUCCCCUAUAUUAUUAUCCACGUCUAGAGAAAAACAAGCCUUUUUUCAUUCAUCAUUCUCUCUCUUACAUGGAACCAAACAAAUUCUGAGCAGAACAUAACUCAGUACCUUAACGUAACAUGUUUUCUGGUUGACUUUGAUUGGGACGAUGAUGUUGUUGCAACAAUCAACCUUAUGUGUUAAUCCUUCCUCCCAAUUUCCCUCCCUUGUCAGCCAAAGGAACCCACUUCGUCUUCACCAACAACUGGGUUCCUUUCAUUUUCCUAGAAAGGUUAAAGCUUCUACCUUUAUAGUUUCUGCUUCUCUUGGUGCUGGUUUUUUCAAUGACAUCGCUCAAAUUGCGCAGAAUAAGGUUCUGGUUGCAGCUGGAGUUUCAAUGGCAAUUGGGCAAUUUUCUAAGCCAUUUACUUCUGUGUUUCUGUAUGGUAAAGAGUUCGAUGUCAAGGCUCUUAUUCAAGCUGGAGGUUUCCCUUCAUCACACUCUUCUGCAACAGUGGCUUGUGCAACACUCCUUGGCCUUGAGAGAGGCCUCUCAGAUCCUAUUUUUGGUCUUGCACUUGUCUAUGCUGGCCUAGUUAUGUAUGAUGCUCAGGGUGUAAGAAGAGAAGUAGGGAUUCAUGCUAGGACAAUGAACAGACUACUUCUCCACAUGCAUUCCAAACAUAAAGAUGCUUUGAUCAACUCUCAAUCUGGUUCAUCCAAUCCACCAAAACUUGAAGAAACUCAUGAAAAGUCCCUUUUGUCCCAAGAAACCACUUCUUUGGAAGCACAGCAUGUCAAUGCAUGUGUAUUAGUUAAAUCAGAAGGCAAAAUAAGGCCAAGUGAUGAGGAGUUACUAUCCUCCUCUGGCUUCUCAGAAGAAAUAUCAAAUUUGGUUGAUGAUGGCUUACUACCAUUUAAAGAAUCUAUUGGUCAUACUGAUGUUGAAGUCAUAGCUGGUGGUUUACUUGGAUUUUUGGUGGGUUUGGCUGUGUUUAAUUUAAAGUAAAGUCUUUAGUUUUUGAUGAGCUAUUUUAUAACGAUAUAGCUUAUAUUGAAUAGGUUAUAGAUAUGAAAGUCAAAAAGAGAGUUCAGGUCGGUUAUAGCUGGAUUUAUGAUUGGAUUCGUUGAACAAAUAUUAUGUGUAUCAUAAAAUAUUUAUUUUUUAUCAAAUGGUAACAAAAUGAUAGGUUCAUGAAAUUAGUUAAGUUAGAAUGAAAAUUUAUUUUAAUUGGGCUUUUAUUUUAUGUAUUGUUUAGUUGAGCUUUUUAACUUUUAAACCUUUUUAUUUGAGGAUCCACAACUAUAACCAUAUAUGCAUUCUCAUUAAGAGAUUUGAGAUUAUUAAUGAAUAAAAAAGUUAUCUUAAUUUUUCCUCAGAUAGUUAUUGUAGUGUUCUCCCCUUUUCAAUUUAGGAACCCUAAUUCUUAAUAGGAAAAAUCUUCCUAUCAUAAAAUAACAAAAUAAGAUGUCUCUUCAUAUUUUUGUACUAUAAUAGCAUAGAAUUUUGUGAAAAAAAAGUGCAUAUAAUUUCUCAAUUGCGAUGUUUGACACGCGCCAGUCUGAUAAUUGUAUGGCAUGUGUUGAAAAAAACACACAAGUAUGUAGCUGGCUUGAAGUGUCAAUGGUUCUCCAUAAAGACACAGUUUAAUUCAUUUUGAUCAGUUCAUGAGAUUGAUUAACAGCGGUAGAAUCUACUCUCAACGAUUAUCCGUGGUCUGGUUCGCAUGUAUAUGGUCCAUUUAGAAGGCAAGAAAUGGAAAGAUAUUUCAUAAUAUCGAACUCCGCUUGGCCAAUAUGUUUGAAGAGGUGCAGAUAUCAUCCUGGAAGUGGCUCAGUAUCAAAAGUAAAGGCCUCUGCUAUAUAUUACCUCAGUGGUGUUCGAACCCCGGGGCCGGCCUUUGUUUGCAUGGUGGUUAAUGCGAUAAAUCAAGAAUAUAAUCAGCAGUGAUAAUGAGCACAAGUUUUGAAGCUUAAUUUAAUAGCGGUGUUCAUGCUGUUUGUCUAAGUCAUUCGUUCUGAGUGUUGUUUCGUGCUGGAUUUAUCGUUCUGCUACGGGGAGAUAAUUUUGUAGCUCAUGAUCAGAUUUCAGCAGUUCUUAGUGGGUGCUGUAAAUUGGUGUUGUAAUUUAUUGAUGUAGUUAAUGCAUAGGUGGUAUUGCGAAUAAAGCGGUGUCGGUUUCGUCAAGAGUUCAGGUAUUUGGUUUAUGGUGUGAGAAUUUGAUCCUGUGUGAAUUAGGCUCGUGCGGGGUCCUAGUUUUAUCGUAAGAGAAGUUUUUCGGCUCAAUCUGUCGUGUGUAUAGUCUGAGGCGUUUGCUUGGUGAUCUUUGUAGUAUGGUACCUUUCGGUUCGGUGCUGCGUUGGAGCUUAGCUCCGCCGCUGUUCCAGUCUUUUCCUUGGUGGCAGCUCCAUAAGUCCAUCUUUGUAAGCAUCACUUGUUUUGUGUUUUAGGGUGAUUUAGUCAUGUUAUAUUGUAGCUGGCUGGUGCAUUCAGUUGAGUUUAGUCUGGUUCUGGUGUCUUAGCAGUAUUUCUGAUAUCAACAGGGUUGCUUGCUGUUUGGCCUGUGAGGCCUGAUAUGCUUAGCAUUGUAUCACAGUACUUCUUGUGCUUUCCACUUUUUAAUGCAACUUUAGCUUUUUUACA
This is a messenger RNA of Vicia villosa (hairy vetch), 2646 nucleotides long. RefSeq lists its product as uncharacterized. The record is from RefSeq and is a predicted model, not a curated record. NCBI's taxonomy places the organism in Eukaryota, Viridiplantae, Streptophyta, Magnoliopsida, Fabales, Fabaceae. The transcript has 5 exons. The coding region runs from base 173 to 1012 and encodes 279 amino acids.